CGGCGGGGCUUCUCUCGCCGCACCGCCAGCCUGUGUCACCAAAGAUGGCGAUUUGCUGAGUGCUCAUGGAGACGCACAUUUGGCGGCUAGCUUUCAUCCCGCCCGUCACGUCCACUUUUUAAAGCAAACUAACUGGCACUCAACCCUCUGAAAUAACACGCGGUUACAACCAUGAAGAUCAUACUAAAAACACUCCAACAGCAGACCAUUCAAAUCGAGAUAGACGCCGAACAAACGGUUAAAGCCUUAAAAGAGAAGAUAGAAGCUGAGAGGGGAAAAGACAACUUUCCCGUGUCUGGACAGAAGCUGAUAUAUGCUGGGAAGAUUCUUCAAGAUGACACGCAAAUUAAGGACUAUAAAAUUGAUGAGAAGAAUUUUGUCGUGGUGAUGGUGUCCAAGGUUAAGCCUGCAGCUGCGGGCGCGGAGCCUCUUGCUUCGGAAGCCCCCAAACUCCCUGCCCAGGAUGCUGGUUCAACGUCAACAUCUGUCCCGGCCUCAACCCCACCGUCAGCUCCAGCCUCGACUCCUGCAGCUACCCUCACACCCCCCGAGGAGACCAAGGAGGAGCCAAGUCCUACAGCAACAGAAACCCAACAACCAGCCAGUUCCAGUGGAGGUGGCCAGGGUUUGGACGCAUCCUCUGCAUUAGUGACUGGAGCAGAGUAUGAAGCAAUGUUAACCGAGAUCAUGUCUAUGGGUUAUGAGAGGGAGAGAGUGGUAGCAGCGCUACGGGCCAGCUUCAACAACCCUCAUAGAGCUGUGGAGUACCUUCUUACUGGUCUCCCUAGCAGUCCGAUCCAAGAGACGAACCCUCCUGCGUCCACUCCAGCGUCUGGACCCACUGAAGCUCCGUCUCUAGCAGAAGGAGAGAACCCACUUGCAUUCCUGCGGACCCAGCCCCAAUUUCUUCACAUGAGACAGGCCAUCCAGCAGAACCCAACUCUGCUUCCAGCUCUCCUGCAGCAGCUCGGCAGGGAGAACCCUCAACUCUUGCAGCAAAUCAGUCAGCACCAGGAGCUGUUUAUCCAAAUGUUGAAUGAGCCAGUGGGCGAAGGCGGCGAGGCCCCAGAGGUGGGAGACAUUGGGGCUGCGGGUGAGGAGGGCGCGCCUGUCAACUAUAUCCAAGUCACACCUCAAGAGAAAGAAGCCAUCGAGAGGCUAAAAGCGCUGGGCUUUCCAGAGGCCUUGGUCAUCCAGGCCUACUUUGCCUGCGAAAAGAACGAGAACCUGGCCGCCAAUUUCCUCCUCAACCAGGGCCUGGAAGACGACUGAAGAAGCCGAAGACCACCGCCUUCCCGCUCCCGCCCUCCCCUCAUCAAAGACUGGACCCCCGAUUCACUGUACAGCCACCAACCUCAGCUCCACCCAACAAAAUGGGGGAGAGCCGGAGGGGGGGGUAGGAUGGGGUCAGCUUAUGACGAUUUAAAGAAGAAAAAAAAAACGAGGCAAAUUUGUGCAGGAAUAAGUUAGCUCAUGGAAGGUAAAAAGUGGAAAAAUGGUUGAAUCCACGUGAAUUCCAAUGGAAUGUGUGGUCUUUGUUUGAUUUUAGAUGCGCUUGGUGAACACUAAAGGGGGGCUGAAGUUGCUGCGCUUGUUGUGUGCGUGCAGAUGUGAUACAGUUCCAAAACAAAACUACGUAAUCAGUUUGCAUGGCCUAAGUUUGUUAAUGCUGUAGCAACAUGUUGGGAGGUGGGCGGGAUGAACAGGCAGCAUUUGGUCUUCCCUUCUUCCUCACCUUUCUCCGUCCGCAAAGGCAGCAGCCAAUCACAAUCUUUUUUCUUUUCCUGUACCUUCAAAUCCUUUAAAAUGAACUUGUUAGCUCCGUUUGUAACUUUUGAUGUCAAUACAUUGCCCAGAAAACCUCUUGUGCAGAUUACAAACUUUACUUUUGUUCAAAAAUUAAGUUGUUGCUUAUAAGUAAAACAAAAGAAAAAAGAUAUUCUGGUCCAAAAGCUCAAGUAGCUUCAUUUAGUCCAUUUUAGGUAUUUAAUAACAGACAAUAGGUUUGUUGAAAACCUUUUUCACAUCUAUAUUUUAGUUGUGGACUAUAUUAAUUUUGCACACGCUGCUUGUGCAAGACAACAAACAAUGAUUCCAAAUUGCCUUCAUUUAACUGCUUAACAUGCUUCAGUGAAUAUUAAAAUAUAGUAAAUUCACUACACACAGAAAGGAACUCUUAAGAAUUUAUAUGAUUUUAAAAUUUGAGGAUUAGGUCUUAGUGACAAAAAACAAUUAGAGGAAAAGGUUCAAUUUUGCAAACAACUGGUGUCAAACUAAUUGCACCACAAUGCCAGUUGCCCCUAGGCCACUUCAUUUUACAUGACCCUGGAAUGUCUGGAAAUAAUUCAAGUUAAGUUAAGGUGCCAAUGAUUGUAACACACACACUAGGUGUGGCAAAAUUAACCUCUGCAUUUGUCAAUAAAAUAUUGAUAAAUGUAUUUCCAUUUGGGCAGAAAGAUAUGUAAAGUCUCCAAAUUCAAUAUUAUUUGAUACACCAAACUAUUUUAGGAGUACUUUUGUUAUUGAAAUCCUUUUCAAAUAAAAAUUUUACAAACGUGUUUGAAAUAUCUCAUCACCAGCAAGUUUUUAAUCAGUUUGCUUGGUAAUCAAAGCGGCAAUCAUGUACCGUAUUCCCAGACUAUAGAGCCACACCCACUCAAUAUCAGAAAAAGAUGUUUUCCAUAAAUUAGCUGCACCGGACUGUAACAGACAUUGUGCUGGAGUUAUUUACACAGACAGAUUUUGUAAAUGUUAAUUUAGGUAAAACGGUUGAGCAAACAAUACAGAAAUCAUUGUCACGGAACCACUAGCUAGGGAAGCUAACUCUCCAAUCGGCUAAACAGACUUAAAUGUUUUGGUGAAUUUUUGAAACUCAAAAAUACAAAAAGAAAUGCUAUUGUAACUUAAAAUGAUUAAAAAAGACACUUGUAAACAUGUUAGCGUAUUAGUUAUUGCUAACGACGCUAACUUGAUUACGAUAGCACGUACAAAUAUGCAUGAAAACACUCUUACAUAAUCACACAUGGGACGUUUAGUAAGUAAUAAUUGUUUCAGUUAUAUUGUAGAACUUAUGAAUGUUGCUAGGAGUGAUAAAUGAAGAAUCCAUACAAGUAAAAACGCUAUGUACGGACCAGGACUUCUACUUUAAAUUUCCCCUCGGGGAUUAAUAAAUUAUUUCUGAUUCUGAUUCUGGUUUAAGGCACAAUGUAAACAGCAAAACGGUGAGCAAAAUUGUCCAAAAACACAACAAACCGUUUGUAUGUAUUUGCUUAGUUUUUUUUGUUUUGUUUUUAAACUAUUUGCAGUUUUACCGUCAGCAGAGAAAAAAACAACAAAAUUACUCACACCGAAUUAUAAGCUGCAUGGUUCAAAGUGUAAAAAAAAAAAAGGCUUUUAGUCUGGAAUUUACGGUCGUAAUACGAAAAUUAAUUUGACGCCCCUGCUUGAAACUAAAUCUACUUAAGCUUAAUAUUUAAAAUGAUUAAGAUACAUCUGUAGUUUGCGUGUGACCCAGGCAACUUUUUAAAGAUUACAAUAAUCAAACCCCCCAACCUCCCUUCGUAAAAAAAUAUUUGAUCAACUUGCAGUUUUUUUGUUUUUUUUACGUCUGAGAUUAAUGUUAAAACACAUUUUCUUAUUAUUUUUCAAAAGGUGGAUACAUUUGGAACUUCAACUAUGGCUAAGCUAUUUACAAAACAAUCUCCUGCAUCGUACUGUACUUUCCAGCAGGAAGGGUUCUUCUUGGUACUCGGACACCUUUCAUGAUGUUUGUGAAAAGGGGGAUGAGUGCUCUUGUUGGACAAAGAUGAGGACGGUUUGUGCUUGACUGUCUUUACAGCAUCAACAUGAUCUUGGACUAUGCUUCUAUGCUACAUUAAAUAUCAACAGUCUUUCA
Messenger RNA from Nerophis ophidion (straightnose pipefish), 3895 nucleotides. RefSeq names its product UV excision repair protein RAD23 homolog A-like. NCBI's taxonomy places the organism in Eukaryota, Metazoa, Chordata, Actinopteri, Syngnathiformes, Syngnathidae. Gene Ontology annotation, cellular component: cytosol; nucleoplasm. The coding region runs from base 172 to 1272 and encodes 366 amino acids. The record is from RefSeq and is a predicted model, not a curated record. Gene Ontology annotation, biological process: nucleotide-excision repair; proteasome-mediated ubiquitin-dependent protein catabolic process. Gene Ontology annotation, molecular function: polyubiquitin modification-dependent protein binding; proteasome binding; damaged DNA binding. The transcript is spliced from 9 exons.